Fragaria vesca subsp. vesca is the source of this 1238-nucleotide messenger RNA. Its product is annotated as probable histone H2B.1-like. Gene Ontology annotation, biological process: nucleosome assembly. Gene Ontology annotation, cellular component: nucleosome. Lineage: Eukaryota; Viridiplantae; Streptophyta; Magnoliopsida; Rosales; Rosaceae. The transcript has 2 exons. Gene Ontology annotation, molecular function: DNA binding; structural constituent of chromatin; protein heterodimerization activity. Bases 86 to 910 code for a protein of 274 amino acids. The record is from RefSeq and is a predicted model, not a curated record.
CACACAAAGAAUCCCAAAUUCCCAAAUCGAAUUCGCAACCCCCAAAAUUCCCCAACCCUAAAUUCUACCCUCCUUCUCAAAUCCAAUGGCGCCCAAAGCAGAGAAGAAGCCUGCUGAGAAGACCGUGGCGGAGAAGAAGCCCAAGGCCGGCAAGAAGCUCCCCAAGGAGGCCGGAGCGGCUGCCGGAGACAAGAAGAAGAAGAGAAACAAGAAGAGCGUGGAGACCUACAAGAUCUACAUCUUCAAGGUUCUCAAGCAAGUCCACCCUGAUAUUGGGAUCUCCAGCAAGGCCAUGGGUAUCAUGAACAGCUUCAUCAACGACAUCUUCGAGAAGCUCGCUCAGGAGUCUUCGAGGCUUGCGAGGUACAACAAGAAGCCGACGAUUACUUCUCGGGAGAUCCAGACUGCUGUGAGGCUUGUGCUUCCUGGUGAAUUGGCCAAGCACGCCGUCUCUGAGGGGACUAAGGCUGUGACUAAGUUCACUACUGAGAAGAAGCCCGCCGAGAAGAAGCCGGCAGAGAAGACCGUGGCGGAGAAAGCCCCGGCGGAGAAGAAACCCAAGGCCGGAAAGAAGCUCCCCAAGGAGGCCGGAGCCGCCGCCGGAGACAAGAAGAAGAAGAGGAACAAGAAGAGCGUGGAGACCUACAAGAUCUACAUCUUCAAGGUCCUCAAGCAGGUCCACCCUGACAUUGGGAUCUCCAGCAAGGCCAUGGGCAUCAUGAACAGCUUCAUCAACGACAUCUUCGAGAAGCUCGCUCAGGAGUCGUCUAAGCUCGCCAGAUACAACAAGAAGCCGACGAUUACUUCUCGGGAGAUCCAGACCGCUGUGAGGCUUGUGCUUCCUGGUGAAUUGGCCAAGCACGCCGUCUCUGAGGGGACUAAGGCGGUGACCAAGUUCACCAGCUCUUGAAGGACUCUGGGUUUGUGGAUUGGUUUCAAUUCGGAUCUGUGUGGUUAGGGUUAGGGUUUUAAAUGAGUAGUAUAAUUGUAAUUUCGUUUUAUCUCUGGAUGGAUCUGCUCGAUCCCUAGGAAAUGAAAUAUGUUGGCAGAAUGUUGCUUGUCUCUAACUAUGGGUUUUUGAUUUAGUGUCAGUCUGUAACCAAGUUUUGGGAAUUUUGAAUAGGACUAUAUUCUUCUAGUUCUGUAUUCAAUUCUUGAUGCCUGUUAUCAGAUCUCAAUUUCAAAUUGAAUGCUUCAUGCCCUUUGAUUCCAAUGACAUUUUGGGCAUAUUGUUUCAU